Salvia hispanica is the source of this 2108-nucleotide messenger RNA. RefSeq names its product sulfate transporter 3.1-like. NCBI's taxonomy places the organism in Eukaryota, Viridiplantae, Streptophyta, Magnoliopsida, Lamiales, Lamiaceae. Gene Ontology annotation, cellular component: membrane. Gene Ontology annotation, molecular function: secondary active sulfate transmembrane transporter activity. Gene Ontology annotation, biological process: sulfate transmembrane transport. The record is from RefSeq and is a predicted model, not a curated record.
GCUUACACAACAUUUCUCCUAACCCAAAACACACAAACUUAGUAAACCAAAAACUAGUUACAUGGGAACCGCCGACCACGUGGACCCGUACGCCGGCCACCGCGUGGAGAUCCCGCCUCCGCAGCCGUUCUCGGAGUCCCUAAAGAACACACUGAAGGAGACAUUCUUCCCCGACGACCCCCUCCGCCAGUUCAAGAACCAGCCACCACGUCGGAGACUCAUCCUCGGCCUGCAAUACGUGUUCCCGAUCAUCGAGUGGGGCCGCCACUACACCCUCGAGUUCUUCAAGGCCGACCUCAUCGCCGGAAUCACCAUUGCCAGCUUGGCCAUUCCUCAGGGAAUCAGCUAUGCCAAGCUCGCCAAUUUGCCACCCAUUCUUGGCCUUUAUUCGAGCUUUGUUCCACCGUUGAUUUACGCGGUAAUGGGGAGCUCGCGGGACUUGGCCGUUGGCACGGUGGCCGUGGCAUCACUGCUCACGGCGUCCAUGCUUGGGGAUGCCGUGGACGCGCAACAAGAUCCGCAGCUUUAUGUCCAUCUUGCCUUCACCGCGGCUUUCUUCGCUGGCCUCUUUGAAACGGCAAUGGGCAUUUUCAGGCUGGGAUUCAUAGUGGAUUUUCUGUCGCAUGCAACGAUAGUAGGGUUCAUGGCCGGAGCGGCGACGGUUGUGAUUCUGCAACAACUGAAAGGCGUUUUAGGGCUUGAACAUUUUACUCAUAAAACUGACGUCAUCGAUGUCUUGCACUCUAUUUUCACUCAAACUCACCAGUGGAGAUGGGAAAGUGCUUUAUUGGGAUUUGUCUUCCUAUUCUACCUCCUAAUUUCGAGAUAUUUUAGCAAGAAGAGGGCAAAUCUAUUCUGGAUAUCAGCAAUGGCUCCAUUAACAUCAGUGAUAUUGGGAAGCCUUCUUGUGUACCUGACCCAUGCCGAAAAGCACGGAGUGCAAGUGAUAGGACAUUUGAAAAAGGGAAUAAAUCCAGCUUCAUUUAUGGAUCUCAACUUUGAUUCAAGAUAUCUGCCUAUAGCAAUCAAGACUGGCAUCAUCACUGGCAUCAUUUCAAUGGCUGAGGGGAUGGCAGUGGGGAGAAGCUUUGCCAUGUUCAAGAAUUACCACAUAGAUGGCAACAAAGAAAUGAUUGCUUUUGGAAUGAUGAACAUUGUUGGUUCUUGCACCUCUUGCUACCUUACCACAGGGCCGUUUUCUCGAUCGGCUGUGAACUUCAACGCGGGAUGCAAGACGGCAGUGUCGAACAUAGUGAUGGCGAUUGCGGUGAUGGCAACACUACUUUUCCUGACGCCGUUGUUCUACUACACGCCGUUGGUGGUGCUAGCGGCCAUCAUUAUGGCGGCGAUGCUAGGGCUCAUUGACUACGAGGCAGCCAUGCAUUUGUGGCACGUCGACAAAUUUGACUUCCUCGUCUGCAUGGCCGCCUAUGUAGGUGUCGUCUUCGGCAGCAUUCAGAUUGGACUCGUUCUCGCCAUUGGACUUUCGGUAUUGAGGGUUUUGCUAUUCAUAGCAAGACCAAGAACAUUAGUUCUUGGAAACCUUCCUGAUUCCAAGGUUUACAGAAACGUCCAUCAUUAUCAGAAAGCACAGACAGUGCCCGGAAUUCUCAUUCUUGAAAUCGAUGCUCCCAUUUACUUUGCCAAUUCCAACUAUUUGAGAGAGAGGAUUUCAAGAUGGAUCGACGAGGAAGAGGAAAGGAUCAAGUCCUGCGGUGAUACAGGAUUGCAACACGUUGUGCUCGACAUGAGUGCUGUGGGAAACAUUGAUACAAGUGGGAUUAGCAUGAUGGAUGAGAUUAAGAAGAUUAUUGAUCGAAGAGGGCUCAAGUUGGUGUUGGUGAAUCCAGUUGCAGAAGUGAUGAAGAAGCUUGAAAAAUCGAAAUUUCUGGAAACAUUAGGAAUGGAAUGGAUCUUCUUAACAGUGGAGGAGGCUGUGAGAGCAUGUAGUUACAUGCUUGACUGCAAACCACAAGAUUCUGAAAAAUAUACCAAUAUUGUUUGAGUGCAUUGAAUACCCAAACCAUGCUGUAUAUGUAUCUAUUAGAUCCUUGGCUAAUCAAUUUCACAAGUCAACAAGUUUAGAUGUCAUAAAUUUCAUUAAUAUA